Messenger RNA from Rubroshorea leprosula, 803 nucleotides. The record is from the annotation of a GenBank genome assembly. Lineage: Eukaryota; Viridiplantae; Streptophyta; Magnoliopsida; Malvales; Dipterocarpaceae.
GAGUAGCAGCUUACUCCUACUUCAAGCAGCUCUCAAACACAUUUUUUCCCCUUCAUCAUGGCUCUUAUCUUGCGCAGCUGUGUUCUAGUUAUUCUGUUCUUUGUCCUCCCAUUCAAGGCGACCUCUGACCACCACCACCACCAUCACCAUGGCCUUAAAUCUCUUCAUUUUGCUCUCUUUCAGCAUGAAACAGUAAACAAAACUGGGUAUAUUAUAACUAAAGGUGUGGCAGGGGCAGGACUUAGUGAAACCGCCCUACCUUUUGGCACCUUAUUUGUUUUCCAAGAUCCCAUGACUCUUACCCCCAAUCGUUCUUCCAAAGCUGUAGGGAUCGCGGAGGGAACAUCAAUCACGUCUAGUUUUGACGGGCUCCAGAGCAUUUCAGUUGCUAAAAUCACUUUGCGUUUGAAACGCCAUACAGGGUCUAUUUCCAUUGUUGGGGGCACUCACAAUGUCAAGCCUUCUGAUCAUCCAGUUGUGGGGGGCACUGGGGACUUCAUGUUUGUGCAAGGCUAUGUAAGAUCGUCUCCUGUGGAUCUCAAGAGCCUAACUGUCGUGUACAAGAUCGAGUUUCACCUGUACUGGCCUCCAUUUGCUGCUCAAUUUCCUCUUGAUGAAGGGGCUCACGAGUCAGGAUUAUAACUUAGUUUCUCUUACUAGAAGAGUUCAUCAACAUAUGUAUGCAUAUCAUAAAUUCACGGAAUAAGAGAGCCAAAAGCUAUUGAUAUCAAUAUCUCAAAUUAGCAUAGCUUGUCCAUAAAGCAGGUCUUUGUUCAACAUUGCUAUAAAUACCACUCAAUUUG